Messenger RNA from Myotis brandtii (Brandt's bat), 1535 nucleotides. It is a transcript of the gene PRSS56, whose product is annotated as protease, serine, 56. The record is from RefSeq and is a predicted model, not a curated record. Gene Ontology annotation, molecular function: serine-type endopeptidase activity. Gene Ontology annotation, biological process: proteolysis. The coding region runs from base 1 to 1329 and encodes 442 amino acids. Lineage: Eukaryota; Metazoa; Chordata; Mammalia; Chiroptera; Vespertilionidae. The transcript is spliced from 11 exons.
AUGCUGCUGGCUAUGCUGCUGCUGCUGCUGCCCCUCCCAGACCCAUGGUCUGCCCAUGGGCACCCGCUGUACAUGCACCUGCCCCCCAGCACCCUGCAAGCUUUGUCGGCCCAGGGGACAAAGGCAUUGCAGGCCGCCCGGAGGAGCGCCCGGUGGGCCGUAAAUCUAGUGGCGAUGGAGAUCCAGCAUAGAUUGCAUGAGUGCCAAAGUUCAGGACCUGGGCACCCCCUGCUCCAGGACCCACCUGAGCCAGGGCCAUGUGGCGAGAGGCGCCCGGGGAAGGUCAAUGUGACGCAGGCCGCUGGCCGCAUUGUGGGGGGGCCCAGCGGCCCCCGGGGGGAGCAAGCGGAGGAGGUGCCGGUGAACCGCAUCUUGUGCCACCCCCAGUUUGACCUGCGGACCUUUCACAACGACCUUGCCCUGGUGCAACUGUGGACGCCCUUGAGCCCGGGAGGGGCGGCGCGCCCCGUGUGUCUGCCCCAGGGACCCCGGGAGCCCGCCGCCGGUACCGCCUGCGCCAUCGCAGGCUGGGGGGCCCUUUUCGAAGAUGGGCCUGCGGCUGAGGCGCUGAGGGAGGCCCGCGUGCCCCUGCUCAGCGCAGACACGUGCCGAAGGGCCCUGGGGCCCGGGCUUCGCCCCAGCACCAUGCUCUGUGCCGGUUACCUGGCCGGGGGCAUCGACUCAUGCCAGGGCGACUCUGGAGGCCCCCUCACCUGUUCUGAGCCGGAGCCCCGCCCCAGAGAGGUCCUGUAUGGAAUCACCUCCUGGGGGGACGGGUGCGGGGAGCCAGGGAAGCCAGGGGUCUACACCCGCGUGGCCGUGUUCAGGGACUGGCUGCAGCAGCAGAUGAGCGCCUGCGUCUUCCCAGGAUCCCCGGCUGCAGGGACCGGAUUCCCGAAGCGGAGGCCAGAGCAGCGCGGAGACACGCGCGACUGCCCUGGCCUGGAGCCCCUGCGGCAGAAGUUGGCCACCCUCCAGGACACCCAUGCCUGGAUCCUUCAGGUCCCCCCAGAGCACCUGGCCAUGGACUUCCAGGAGGUCCUGGCCGAUCUGAGCUCCAAGACGAUAACAGGGCUCUUCCGAGCCUGGGUUCGAGCUGGCUUGGGGGACCGGCAUGUGGUCUUUGGGGGCCUGGUGGGCCUGGAGCCGGCCACACUGGCUCGAAGCCUUCCCCGGUUGCUGGCGCAGGCCCUGCAGGCCUUCCGCUUGGCUGCUCAGGCCAAGGCAGAGCCCCAGGGAGCCUGGAUGGGCGCAAGGCAAAGCCAGGAGCUGGGGGGGAAGGGGCACCACCCACUGGGCCCUCAGGUUCCUCCAGCCAGACAGCCAUGAGCCAUGUCUGGACCCCCAGCCUCUGGUUAGGACCUACUGCUCCCAGGGCCUGGGAGGGUUCAGGGAGCACAAUGACAAACUGUCACUGCUGCAGUUGCUCAGAUGUGUGGGGUGGGGUGGGGGUCCUGGGCCCUGGGCCCCUCGUGUCUUCCCAGAUGUGUCAUCAGAAAAUCACAGUUGCUUUAAUAAAUGUUAUUUAUGAUGUA